Messenger RNA from Dibothriocephalus latus, 831 nucleotides. Lineage: Eukaryota; Metazoa; Platyhelminthes; Cestoda; Diphyllobothriidea; Diphyllobothriidae. The record is from the annotation of a GenBank genome assembly.
AUGUUUACACUUUUAAAAGAAGGAUGUGCUCAGAUGUCCUACAAACUACAGUUGGUGCGAUUGGACGUUCCUCAGGAAUGUCUGCAAGAGUUUAAGAUUUUUGAUCUCCGUGCAACGGUGGAUUUUGUCAUUUUUCAUGCCACUGCAGGGCUUGACGAGCAGCUGACCGCAAGUGACGUGAAGGAGUUCGCCCUGACAGUCAACGGUUGCUGUCUUUGGCAGUCAGUACAUGAACGCGAUCUCCUUAGUGCCCUGAAAGAAGCCGACGAUCUCGCCUCAUUCCCAAACGGAUUCACCGUACUGAUCGCGUCAGCGCUGCCCUCAGACUGUAACUUUCUGACUGACUGGAUCCAACAGGGUGAUAUUGCCGACCUAGAGGGUCUCUAUCAGAUCCACUAUAACUGUCGCCUGAAUAAGCUGGUUCAGCCCCCGGUCCAUGUCAAUAUUUCGUAUCACCUCAACGACUCGGCAGCAGACCUGAUAACCCUCUCGAUGACAAUACAGUUGCUCACCCUGGCGACCUCCCUGAACAUAUUUCUGCGACACUAUGGAUGGCAGCAAAUUGCAUUCUUCUAUGAGGUCAGUCACGACAGCCUGCAGAUGAUGCUGGUGGCGCAGCAACUUCAGGUCUUCUUCACUUCUCUGUCACAGUCCAGAAUACCGCUGAAAAUUGUGGCCCUUCAGGCUCUGCGUGGCACCUCGGAGGCAGCCUCCUAUCUGAAUAAUUUACCCGAACCCAUUGAUGGUAAGCUAGGUUCUUCGUUUUACGAAAUUGACAAAGAUGUUGUCAUCUGCCGUCUACUGGCAGCACAACUAAAAGCCCACCUUUAG